Molecule: messenger RNA, 2652 nt
Organism: Dalotia coriaria
Lineage: Eukaryota; Metazoa; Arthropoda; Insecta; Coleoptera; Staphylinidae
Gene: Ubqn
Product: ubiquilin
Exons: 5
Coding region: 179-1855 (558 amino acids)
Biological process (GO): ubiquitin-dependent protein catabolic process
Cellular component (GO): cytosol
Molecular function (GO): polyubiquitin modification-dependent protein binding
Source: RefSeq, a predicted model, not a curated record
GUCAUCCUAUGCGCGGCGUACGCAGUCUAGCCAAACCACGCAAAAGCGCGUUCGCGAGAGGCACGUAAUGCAUGUGCAGCCGUGAUCACACCAACCUCCCCCAAGAAGCCCUCUCACGGAGUACACAAGGCACAUUGCAGCACGACUCGGCGAAACCCACACAGUCAUCCCCGGUAUCAUGGCGGACGAACAGCCACAGUCGUCAGACGCCGGAAAGCAGGAGCCGGACGACGAUGGUGACAAGCAGGACACGCCUAAGGCGAUGAUCACCGUCACGGUGAAGACGCCCAAAGAGAAGGAGGUCUUCAGCGUCGACCAGAACGCCACCGUUGCUGAGUUUAAAACACAAGUGGCGCCCAAGUUUAAUUCGGACGUUGAACAGCUGUGUCUAAUCUUUGCUGGCAGGAUCCUGAAGGAUGCGGAAACACUAGUUUCACAAAAUAUUAAAGAUGGACUGGUUAUUCAUUUAGUUGUUAAAGCAGCACCACGUAAUCCCGGCCCGCAAAGAGCUGCUGAUAUAGGUCAAACACCUUAUGGAAUGGGUAGUUUAGGAGGUCUCGCUGGUCUAGAAUCCCUCGGCAUGGGCAACACGAAUUUCAUGGACCUGCAGAAUCGAAUGCAGUCAGAGAUUCUCACCAAUCCGGAAAUGUUGCGUCAGGUCCUCGACAAUCCUCUAGUUCAGCGCUUAAUGAACGACCCCGACAACAUGCGCACGCUUAUUACCAGCAAUCCGCAGAUGCAGCAGCUCAUGGAGCGCAAUCCCGAAAUCAACCACAUGCUCAACAAUCCUGACCUCCUUAGGCAAACGAUGGAACUAGCGCGUAAUCCGUCAAUGCUGCAAGAGUUAAUGCGUAGCCACGACCGCGCGAUCAGUAACCUGGAGAGCAUCCCAGGCGGAUACAAUGCGCUGCAGCGUAUGUAUCGCGAUAUUCAGGAACCGAUGCUCAGCGCCGCCACCGAGCAAUUCACGCGGAAUCCAUUCUCUGGCCUUGUGGACACCGGCAGUGCUUCGAAUCCACAACAAGGCACCGAAAAUCGUGAACCUCUGCCGAAUCCGUGGUCAGCUGGAGGUGGUGGUGGAGGCGGCGGUGGUGGCGGAGCGACUAAUCCCAAUCCAACUAAUCCAUGGUCUGCGGGAUCGCCUGCAGCUGGUAAUGAUGGAUCGACAAGACCGAGGCCUGGUGUGAUUAACAACGCACCGAUGCAAAGUCUGCUGCAGCAAAUGUCCGAGAAUCCUGGAUUGUUGCAGAAUAUGUUAUCAGCUCCGUAUACGCAGAGUAUGAUGCAGGCUUUAGCAGCGGACCCGAACGCCGCCAGCGCAUUGUUGAAUGAGAACCCAUUACUAUCAGGCAAUCCAGCGUUACAGGAACAGAUGAGAGGAAUGAUGCCCACACUGAUGCAACAAAUGCAGAAUCCAGAGAUGCAGAAUAUCAUCGCGAAUCCCCAAGCGCUUAACGCAAUUAUGCAGAUCCAACAGGGCAUGGAAUCGCUGCGCGCGGUCGCGCCUAACUUGAUGAACACUCUGGGGACGCCGCCGCCCCCAAUUGGGCUCUCAGGGCUGACGACGCCUUCUAGUACAACCACGACUACGCCUACAACCGGGACUACUACCACAGGCGGGGCUGCGACUAAUCCCAACGCAUUCUCAGAGUUUAUGGCUAGAAUGGUGGCUGAUAUGGCUGGACAACGUGACGAUUCACCACCGGAGACGAGAUACCAAGCGCAGUUGGAACAACUGGCCGCGAUGGGUUUCGUCAACCGCGAGGCGAACCUGCAGGCGCUGAUCGCGACCUUCGGCGACAUUAACGCGGCCGUGGAGCGACUGCUGGCACUCGGUCAGCUCUCUAUGAGCUAACCUCGCGGCCCCUGCGCCGGCGCAAGCAAAUUUUUAAGUCAAACCAGGAGCGGAUACUAAAUUUCUACUAUAAAAAGUAAAUGAAUCACCCACAUAAUUUUCUAUAUCGACGACGACGACGGGGAUCAUGCUCUAGCCCCCGGAACCACCCUUUACUACCCCCGAUUCAUCAGAAGCAAGCCUAGCAUAUUAGAUAUUUUCCAAGCGCGUUUUUCUUUGUGUUUCUAUGCGAUUUUAUCCGAGUAGGCCCCGUGAUACGGCCCAGAAUUCAUCUGACUGCGCGUGCCAAUGCUAUAACUUUCUUUUCGCACCAUCCCCGCUCCCCCUCUUGUUCGCAAACAUACAAAUAAAGCAACAACAAUAAAAUAUGAUUAGUGGUGCACUGUGGAUUCAAAAAAAAAAUAAUGAAGAGUUUAACAAUUUUGGGUUAUCUAUGAAUAUAUGCAUGUAUUAGUUGAAUGCGAAUUGGAUUUGAUUGUUUUUCUCAUUAUGUAUAAUUGUACAAUUUCGUUCUCGACGAGUACGUCGAUGGUGUUACUUGGAUUGAAUGUUUUUAGGGAAACAAGCAUUGAAAUGCGUGCGUGCUAGCGACACUAAACUAACAGAUAUAAGUGAGGCAGAAAUUUAUGUGCAGAGCGCACCCGCACGCGGAUUUAUUAACUAUAUAUGUUUUGAAACAAAUAUAAUAAAGGAGGAUGAUGUAAUUUGUUAAAAGGGAGAGUGUUUUCAUAAGCAGAGGUAAUUUGUAGCAUUCCACUUGUAAUAUAAAUUGAAAUAAAUAUGGGAUGAAAAAUGUA